Messenger RNA from Prosopis cineraria, 2773 nucleotides. RefSeq names its product protein FRIGIDA-ESSENTIAL 1-like. The transcript has 6 exons. The record is from RefSeq and is a predicted model, not a curated record. Bases 512 to 2344 code for a protein of 610 amino acids. NCBI's taxonomy places the organism in Eukaryota, Viridiplantae, Streptophyta, Magnoliopsida, Fabales, Fabaceae. Gene Ontology annotation, molecular function: metal ion binding.
GCUUCAAAACUGCCAAUUACGAGCGCCCAGGUAGCUGCAAUUACUUCUUCUCCCUUCGGCUUUGGGCUGUGCUCCUCACCCUCCGAUGUCAGCCUUCGGUUCUCCGAUCACUGUCGAUGGUGGGAAUGAUUCAGAUAGUCACUUCGACGACCCCGACGCCGAUGCCAUUACGUCCGAUAAGCCUGAUAAGAAUCGGAAAGCAGUGACAUGCCUUUGGAAUAAUUACUUGAAGUUUUGGAUGAACAUCUGAAACUUUGUCCAAUUUAUCUUUACAUUGUCCAGCAGUGACUUCCACGUACCUUUGGAAUACCUUAUUUGGUAUUUUGGAUGAACAUUGGGUAAAUCCCAGUACACUGGAGCAGUUUCUCCUGAUUCAUCUCAAAGGUUUUUGCUACAAGAAAGAGAGCACAAUUGUGUGGGGCCAUGUGCACCUUAUGUAAGAUAUUAUAUCUUCUGCUGGAUUAUGUGCCACGUCUGCUCUCAGCUGCCUUGAAUUGAUUUGAGUUCAGCCAUGAGGUCUGUGGGGCAAGAAGGGAACUUGAUAUCAGUUUCACCUGCAAUAGGAAACUUUGAAGUGAAAUCACCAUCUAAUUUUCCUUUUGUGGAAGGGAAUGCAGCCAUCACUAAAGUUUCUGUUCCUUCAUAUCAUGCACCUACAAUUAGAAAAAAAGAUAUUCAACUGGAACGUAGACUUUCAAGUAGUCCGGAGUCAAGAAAAAAUCUGGAUUUGGAAGAUGACAUAACUCAAGGAUUAGAAGCAGAUAUUGAAAAUGCUGGAUCCCUUUUAAAGCGGAAAACAUUUGGAGAAUAUAGUGAACCAAGUUGCAAUUACACUUCAUAUUUACAUGGUGCUAAUAAUGAUAUAAGUUGUGGGACGUCCAAGUCAUUUACAGAUUUUGGAAAAGAUGGGACUAUUGACCUGCAGAGCGAUUGCUUUGUUGAGAAGGCUAGUGGUGAUCGAAAUCAUGUAAAGCAUCUUAGGAAGUUGAACAUGCAAUCAGGGGAUGCUAUGAACGCAAUGACAUCAAGGUUUUCCAGGCAUCCUUCUCCUGACUUGAGGACCAGAGAUCUGUCUCCCUGUGCUGAGAUUAAACUUGGAAACAAGCGUCAUGCAAUCCAAUGUGCUUUUUUUGCCAAAGGUUGGUGCAUCAGGGGUGAUUCAUGUAGCUUUCUUCAUAUAAAAGAUCCUGUAAAUAAAUCAGGCCAGCAGAUUGAAGGAGAAUUGGUUGCUCAAAAUUGGAAGAGAGAAGUGCAACCAGAGGAAGAUAUUGGAGAUGAUUUUAAGAGAUCACUGAUGCCUUGUACUCAAGUUCCGUUGCCUGCUACACAAGAAAGAACAUCUCUGUAUUCAUCUGAAUUUUACUCAAAUGCAAUCAUCCAGAAAGUGUGCCCAAGCUGGGAUCUAGAUAAAAGUUGGCCUGUCUCUUCUUUCCCUUCCUACCCAGCCCAUACAGAGGGAAUGACUGCCACCCGGGGACUAGAUAUGCAUUACGGAUAUACAUCCGUAGUUGAGAGUCAUUCACCUAAUUUAAAAUUCUCUUCAUAUGAAUGGGAGCCAUCUGUUCAUUUUGAACCUUCUGUUUCUUCUGGUAUGUGGUCAGUAGAAGAUCAAAAAGACCCUUUUCAUGGUAGUUUAGAGAUACUCAAUAUAGGGGAUGAAUCCUUGAAAGCUUUCAAUUUAUCUCAAAGGUCAUCCAUUCAGAGUUCAUAUCAGGUGCCAAAAAAUGGUGACUCCGCUGAAGCUGCAAGUCAGGUAUUAGAUCUUCGUGAUGCCAAAAGUUCUGUUUCUUCUCAUUAUAGAUGUAAACAGAAUGAGCCUGAGAAGAGUUAUGUUCCUCAUGGAAAAAGUAUUCUUGCAACUGAGACUGAUAGAAUAGCUCGAAGUUACCUAAAUCGCCAAUUUGGAAGGUUGGACAUGGGACUAAAUUUUACCUUUGAAGAUGUUAUAAAUAUAGAAAAAGAACAAAUUGAGCAUGAUGCUAGACUUCAAGUUGAAGUAACACAGUACGAAAAACAAAAAGUAGAUAGGGAUAAGAAAAACAGUGAAAUGGAUAAUAAUUUUCAGAAGGAUGAUGGCGUGCAGAUAGAAAUGGCUCUGAGAAAUUUUCGCUUUGCACUUGCUGAUCAUGUGAAAAAGAUUCUAAGACCACUUUGGCAUGAGGGUCAUCUCAGCAAGGAUGCGCAUAUCGUGAUUGUUAAAAAAUCAGUUGACAAGAUUGUUGGCUCCUUACAGCCUCAGCAAAUUCCUCCAAAUGAGGAUUCUGUCAAGAAGUACAUUUCUUUUUGUCAUGUGAAAGUAGUAAAUCUGGUCAAAGAAUAUACCGGUAUAUAUGGCAAGGUUUGAUAAGGUCAAUACUUAUGUUGUGCAGAUUGCUAGCAGUAUGUGAGAUCCAAAUAUAUGGAAACUUUUAUAUCAUGGACCGGAAAAAAAAAAAAAAGAACAUUCAUCUGUGGUCAUGUGUAUGAUAGUCUAGUUUGUAAGGAAUGUUGAAUGCUCUCCUUCAAGAUCUUGCUCAGUUUUGCUUGUUCCAUUAUGGAGUAACCUCGCAGGGAUUGGAUAAUUCUGUUAAUGUUGUAUAAGUUAGAUGAUAGAUUUAGAAUACUUUCAUCCAGUUAUGUAGUGACUUCUUGAUUCUCUAGCAUAUGAAUAGAAUGCUAAUCAACUUUUCGAGACAUGUGGUAUUUAUACUUUAUCUUGGUCUUCAAAUAUCCAAAAUAUGUGAUGAAAACCAUAUCGGUAGUUUGUUACAUAUCUUAUGAUGAAGCGUUUCAA